AUGGGUGAAGUGGACAAAGUUCAGCCUAUCAUUGAGGAAUCUAGACUAACCGAGAUAACUAGAAAUGGCAGCAUCACGACUUACACAGAAGGCUCCGAAAUUCCAAUAGAGGAUCUAACAAUAGAUCCAAAUGAGGAAAGAGCUUUGGUUAACAAACUAGAUCGCAGGUUGAUUCCAAUGUUAGCGUUCAUGUACUUUCUAUCAUCUUUGGACCGAUCCAAUAUUGGUAAUGCUUAUACAUCCGGUAUGAAAGAAGACCUGAACCUUACAAGUAGACAUUAUUCUAACGCUGUUUCUGUGUUUUAUUCUACGUAUCUCGCUGCAGAGCUUCCUGCCGUAUUGGUUCUGAAGCGGGUAAACAUUCGUUACUAUAUGUCUUUCUUAGUGUUUGCGUGGUCAAUAAUCACUUUGUGCAAUGGGUUUGUGCAGCAUUAUAACUCUCUACUGGCACUUAGAGUACUCUUAGGUGCGUUUGAAGGAGGAUUUUUUCCAGCGAUGACUUUGAUCAUUAGUAUGGUUUAUAAACCUGAUGAGCAAGCUAGAAGAAUUGCCUUUUUCUUUGGAUCAUCAGCCCUCUCUGGUGCUUUUGGUGGUUUGAUUGCAACUGGGCUAGCUUCAGUUAAAGGCUCUGUCUUAGAAGGCUGGAGAUGGUUAUACAUUAUCGAGGGAUUGGUAUCCAUCAUGGCAUCGGCUUGGUUGUUCUUCGGUUUACCCGCCCACUUUGAGGUAAUUCCAUUUCUUAGUGAGCGUGAGAAGUAUUUAAUGCACAUUCGUGGAAGGCAGAGACUACAAUACAUGGGAUUUAACGACAAAUUCGAUUGGUGUUAUGUUAAGGAUGCACUUCUUGAUUUCAAAACGUACAUUUCACUCGUAAUUCAAUUUUGUCAGGACACAAUACUUUAUGGCUUUAGUACUUUUCUGACCGCUAUUUUAAAGUUGGGCUUGGGAUACAGUUCUAGAGAAGCACAAUAUAUGAGUGUUCCCGUAUAUAUCCUAGCAGGAUUUGUGUUUUUGGUUUCUGCUUAUUUGAGUGAUAGACUUAGGUUGAGGGGCCCUAUUUUUUUUGGAUACAAUAUAUUGGGAGUUGUUGGAUAUAUUUUAUUACUAAGUGUCCAUAAUAACGCCAUAAAAUAUUUUGCGUGCUACCUGAUUACAUUUUCUCUUUACACGGGAACAGGACUCAAUAUAUCUUGGCUAACAAAUAAUGUGGCGCCUCAUUACAAACGUGCAACUGCUCUUGGGUUGAAUCAAACAUUGGGAAACUUAUCUGGUGCAAUUGCAGGUCAAAUUUACACAAGUCCACCUUAUACUUUUGGUAAUUCCUUUUCAUUAGGAUGUAUUGUACUUUCGAAUAUCCUAGCCUUGUCACAAAUUCUCAUUCUCCACAAUAUGAACAAGACAAGGCAAAAAAUUCUGGAGGGUAAAAUACCAGAUAAAAAGAAGAACAGAAGAGGCGACUGGGCUGUAGAUUUCAAAUAUUGUUUGUAA
Molecule: messenger RNA, 1488 nt
Organism: Lachancea fermentati
Lineage: Eukaryota; Fungi; Ascomycota; Saccharomycetes; Saccharomycetales; Saccharomycetaceae
Source: the annotation of a GenBank genome assembly